AUGGAUGUCAUCGGUCCGAUAGAGCCAGCCGCUUCCAAUGGACAUAGAUUUAUUUUGGUUGCAACUGACAACUUCACCAAGUGGGUGGAAGAAGCUGCGUACAAGUCAGUGACCAAGAAAGUUGUAGCUGAUUUUUUUUGGAACAAUCUGAUAUGCAGUUCAGAGUACCAGAGUCCACCAUUACUGAUAAUGGCUGCCAACAAGAACAUCAAGAAGAUUUUGAGGAAAUUGAUUGACAAUCACCGAGGUUGGCAUGAGAUGUUGCCAUAUGCUUUGUUUGGUUAUCAAAAAACCAUCAAAAAAUUGAUUGGAUCCACUCCAUACUUGCUAGUGUAUGGUACAGAAGAAGUCAUACCUGUUGAAGUUGAGAUACCUUCCCUAAGAAUCAUCCAAGAAGCUGAUCCGAGUAAUGUUGAAUGGGUCAAAAAGCGGAUUGAUCAAUUUACUUUGAUUGACGAGAGGAGAAUGGUUGUAAUUUUUCAUGGUUACCUAUAUUGA
Molecule: messenger RNA, 498 nt
Organism: Solanum lycopersicum (tomato)
Lineage: Eukaryota; Viridiplantae; Streptophyta; Magnoliopsida; Solanales; Solanaceae
Molecular function (GO): nucleic acid binding
Source: RefSeq, a predicted model, not a curated record